This is a messenger RNA of Morone saxatilis (striped sea-bass), 1212 nucleotides long. Its product is annotated as leucine-rich repeat and transmembrane domain-containing protein 2-like. Gene Ontology annotation, molecular function: protein binding. Bases 1 to 1212 code for a protein of 403 amino acids. NCBI's taxonomy places the organism in Eukaryota, Metazoa, Chordata, Actinopteri, Moronidae. The record is from RefSeq and is a predicted model, not a curated record. The transcript has 3 exons.
AUGAAGAACCUGGACCGGUAUGGACGAAGUCAGCUGGAGAGUCUGGUCUGUGCAGCCCUGUCCAGUCUGGUGCUGGUUCUACUGGGACUACUGGGCUCGGUCCACGGCUGUCCUGGUGUCUGCACCUGCUACGGUAACACCACUGACUGCUCCGCUGUCGGCCUUCUCUCUCUGAGGCCCAUCCUAGCGCUGUUGGACCAGGACUCUCUGAUCCUCCGCCUACCCCAGAACAACCUCUCCUCCCUGGGCACGACUGAGCUGUCCAACCUCAGCAGCCUGGAGCUCCUGGAUCUUUCCCGAAACCACUUUUCCACCCUGCAGCCUGGAGCUUUCUCAGGCCUGAGCAGCCUGCGCUGGCUUAACCUCUCUGCUAACUACCUCGGGGCGCGCCUGGCAACCUCUGACCCCAACAACACCACAGAGGUCCUCCAGGGCAUGAAUGGAAGUCAAGGGAGCAUUGGGCUGAGCAAGGAGGUUUUUAAGGGUCUGUGGUGCCUGCGUAAGCUCGACCUGUCCUCCAAUGGCCUCCUGUGGCUGCCCAAGGGCCUGCUGGAUGCGCUUCCGAGACUCGCCUGGCUUUCCUUGGCCAGCAACCGGCUGGUGGCCCUUGACAGAGUCACCUUCGAGCCCCUAUUGGGGCUAAAGCAACUCCAGCUGGCGGGAAAUCCCUGGGAGUGUGACUGCAAGCUGAGGGACUUCAAGCACUGGAUGGAAUGGUUGAUUUACAGGGAUGGGCAGGUAGAUGCGAUGCAGUGCAGUCUCCCGGGGGAUUUGAAGGGCAGGGACAUCCGCAGCGUGCCGGCAGAGAUGUUCAGCUACUGCCUGCAGAGUCCGACCAAGGAGGGCGCGUCAGGUUACGCAACCCGGCCUCCCUGCCCGCCCUCCCGGGUCAGCAGCAACGAUGAAUGUGUUCGCCAGCGCUACCGACCCGUCAGUGUCCGCCGCGCUCACGGCACGCAAAUAGUUGCGGGCGUGAUUUGCGGCACCGUGUGCGUCAUGAUGGUGGUCGCAGCAACUUACGGCUGUGUCUACGCCUCGCUGAUGGCGCGGUACCAGAAGGAGAUGAAGAACCGUGGCCAGCCUCUGAUGGCCGAGUCCGGAGGCGAGACGGACCUGGAGGACGGGCAAAUGUCAUCACCGACCUCGCCAAAGGAGUCGCCGCCCAAAGAGACCUGCGGCAUCGUGCACGGGUAUCGAAUCAGCAGUUUCUGA